Caenorhabditis angaria is the source of this 1927-nucleotide messenger RNA. Lineage: Eukaryota; Metazoa; Nematoda; Chromadorea; Rhabditida; Rhabditidae. The record is from the annotation of a GenBank genome assembly.
AUGAAAAAUGUGCUCAAAAUAGGGAUAACUUGUAUUCCACCAAUUAUUACUAUAAUUUCUGGAAUCCUCAUAUUUUCAUUGAUUCAUAUCGAUGCACAAAAUAAUAUUAAUGAGAAUGCUAUGAAUACGACAUUGGAGAAGGCUGUGAAAAUUGAGCGAAAACUCAAUAAAACGAGCAAGAUUCUGAAAGCUGAUCCGGAUUUUUUGAAAGAGCUCAAAGGGGUCAAUGAACCCUACAACGAUUUGGAUAAUCAUUUCCGUCAUGAAAUUUGUUUGAGAGUAAGCUUUUUACAAAGUUUUAUUCAAAACAUAAUUUGUUCAGCUUUACAGUGAAGAACCAGCUCCUAAUAGAUCAAUAGAAUGGGUGAUGGAAAAUCAGAAAAACUGUGCCAAAAAAUUUACUGACGAUGAAAUAACGAAGAUUUACAAUACUUUUAAAGAACGUGUAUGCUUUUCGGCUUUCUAUCUUGCUGUUGAAUAUUCCAAGCAGGCUCUAAAACAGUUAUGGAAUGCUCAUAUCAAAUUCGAGGAUAUACAAAAAGAACUAUUCAUCUGGGAAAACAUAAAAAAAUACUGGGUGACACUACAGGUGAGAAGACAUUAGUCAGAAUUUGGCAUUUUGCCAUUUCGAAUUUUUGUGCCGGAAAAUGCGGAAAUUUUUUCAAGUACAGCCAUCGGUCUUUGCACAAAACUAACCUUCAAACUGAUUUUUCAUUGAUACAGGUCUUCGAUGAAAAACUUUUGAUUCCAAUGGGCAAAACUAUGCAACAAAUAUCUACAAAAAUCAAUAAAAACCACUUUGAAAUAUCACAAAGAAUUCAAACUUCAAGAUUAUCGAUUGGGGUCAAUUACAGUAUAGUAUUCAUCAUAUCGAUUAUUUUCUGUGUAUCUGAAACUUGUUAUUUGAUAUUUGUUGUUAAACGAGAUAAUGACGAACAUUCGCUACUUAUUCUUAAUUUAAUGACAUUAUCAGCAAUAAGUUGCUUCGUAAUGUUUGUAAUUCUGGUUGUUUUUGGGAUUUUGCACGCUAUCGAAAUAUUUCCCGGAGCUUAUGUUUGUGAUUCGAUAUCAACUCCGAAUUUGCCAGAAUUCGUUUUUGAAACAUUCGAAGGAAAACGUUUGAAGUUAGUUUUGAUUAAUUAGUGAAACAUCAACUUAAAGUUGUUUUUACAGCAAUGUUAUUAAAAAAUGUCCUUCAUCAAAGAAAGUUCUUAAAUGUUAUCAGGUUUACAUCAAUUCCACCAAGAUUAUUGAAAGUUAUGAGAUAUAUAGGAAUAAAGUUGAACCAAUGCUGAAUAUUGACAAUUUUACGUCUGGUGAUGAUGGAUAUUUUACAUACAUGAAUGAGCCAGCACUAUGUCUGCUAAACCACGAAAUUGGUGGAAUUAUUGAAAAAUUGGAGACAUUUCGAACAAUGGAUUGUAUGAAAAAAGAGACUGUGAAGAAAGAAUUGGAUAGCAUUGUCGAAUUCGCCAAAGGCCAAAACGAAUGCAUGCAAAUGUUUAGGAAAUAUAAGGAUACAACUUUGGUUAACAAAAAGGCUCGUCAAAUAAUCGAUGGGAAAUUUGUAGAAUUUGGUGAAAUGAUUAGAGCAAGCGUGGAAACUAUGAAUUCAAAAUUGAGAAGUGUCGACUUCGAAUGCGAAAACUUGCAAAUAACCGAAUACCAAAAUCUCAAUUCUCAAAUUUGCGAUCGCUAUUCAAAUUAUAAGAAAAUGAUUGGUCCACUUGCAUAUGUUCUCAUGAUUAUUUGCUGUAUUUCCAUUUUUGCGGCUCAUUUUGCCAAUUCGAAAAUCUUGGAAAAAGAGGAGAAAAAUAGACAAAUUGAGAUUGCAGAGAAGAAAAAGGUGGGGAGUUUUGGAAAGAAAAUUAUGAGUUUUUUUUAAAUUAUUUUUCAGAUGGAGCUUGCAAAGAAGGGCGAGGAGUAA